Pongo pygmaeus (Bornean orangutan) is the source of this 3656-nucleotide messenger RNA. It is a transcript of the gene WARS1, whose product is annotated as tryptophanyl-tRNA synthetase 1. The coding region runs from base 1166 to 2584 and encodes 472 amino acids. NCBI's taxonomy places the organism in Eukaryota, Metazoa, Chordata, Mammalia, Primates, Hominidae. Gene Ontology annotation, molecular function: tryptophan-tRNA ligase activity; ATP binding. The record is from RefSeq and is a predicted model, not a curated record. The transcript is spliced from 11 exons. Gene Ontology annotation, biological process: tryptophanyl-tRNA aminoacylation. Gene Ontology annotation, cellular component: cytoplasm.
GAGUGGAGAUCACGCCGCUGCACUCCAGCCUGGGCUACAGAGCGAGACUUCGUCUCAAAAAACAACAACAGCAACAACAACUUCUAAAGCCAGCCAGCCAGCUCAUCUCGGAUGGAACUAAUAUAAUAUGAAAGACUAAUUAUAAACUAAUGGAACCGUGCACUGCAAAUAAUUUGGCAUUUCUGUUUUCUAAAUGCUAAGCCUGGUCCCGAGGCCACUCUCAACUCCUCUGCCCAGGCACCACCCACCAUGCACCCAGAUUCCCACCACCAGGGUGCCCGUGCUCCCUCUGGAAGGAGAUGAGGGAUUAAACGAAGAGGAACAGACAGUCAGAUGGAAGGGAAGGCAGGGACACUGGAGAAGAGUCUAAGGAAGGAGCCAGUGACUCUGACAGUCACUAUCAGCAUGUCAGCCCCACGAGGGCAGGACUUUCUGUGUUUUGUUCACUAUUCAAUGCCCAGCGUCUAAAAAUAUUUCUGGAACGCAAACAAAAAGGGAGGGGGAGAUGCUGAGGAAGUAAAAGAAAUAGGAUAUUCCCAUUCAACAAACAUUUCCUGAUUACGUACUCUUUGUCAAGCCCUAUGCUGGGUCUGGUGUGGGUGGAAAUCAAACACAAAACACAGAUCCCCCCGGAGGCCCCAGAGCGAUGAAAGCAACAAACAAGAUACGACCAGAGAUGGGCUUUGAAGGAUGAAUAGGAGUUAGCUGAGCUGUCAAUAGUAAGAAGUAAGGUUGGUCCAAGGCACAGCACUUUCUGAAGGAACAGGAAGUGAAAGGAAGGCGAGCGGCUAUGAGAGACCGCGUUAAGAGGCGCGGGGCGCUUUGGGCGCUGCCCAGUCCCGGCCCCUCCAGCCCGGGGCCCGCCGCUCACCACACGCACCGGAAGCGCUCGGUUCUCCCGGAGGCAGACCGGCCAGUACACCACCAUCCAGUCACGUUCCGACGCGGUGCCGGGGCCGCCAGCCAAUCAGUGGCGGCCUCUGCCCCGCCCCCGCGCGAACAGCCAAUGAUGGCGCCGUCGGGCCGGAAGUUGUUCCGUCCGGACGGCGUUUCCACGGACGCCCAGGAGACAACCCGUUGCUGAGCCGGGAGCGCUGACGGGCCCGGCUGGGCAGGCAUUUGAUCUCGGGCCGGCUGUGAAUGUAGUUCCUGAGAGAUAGCAAACAUGCCCAACAGUGAGCCGUGUGUGUCUCCGCUGGAGCUGUUCAACAGCAUCGCCACACAAGGGGAGCUCGUGAGGUCCCUCAAAGCGGGAAAUGCAUCAAAGGAUGAAAUUGAUUCUGCAGUAAAGAUGUUGCUGUCGUUAAAAAUGAGCUACAAAGCUGCCAUGGGGGAGGAUUACAAGGCUAACUGUCCUCCAGGGAACCCAGCACCUACCAGUAAUCAUGGCCCAGAUGCCACAGAAGCUGAAGAGGAUUUUGUGGACCCCUGGACAGUACAGACAAGCAGUGCAAAAGGCAUAGACUAUGAUAAGCUCAUUGUUCGGUUUGGAAGCAGUAAAAUUGACAAAGAGCUAAUAAACCGAAUAGAGAGAGCCACCGGCCAAAGACCACACCGCUUCCUGCGCAGAGGCAUCUUCUUCUCACACAGAGAUAUGAAUCAGGUUCUUGAUGCCUAUGAAAAUAAGAAGCCAUUUUAUCUGUACACGGGGCGGGGCCCCUCUUCUGAAGCAAUGCAUGUAGGUCACCUCAUUCCAUUUAUUUUCACAAAGUGGCUCCAGGAUGUAUUUAACGUGCCCUUGGUCAUCCAGAUGACGGAUGACGAGAAGUAUCUGUGGAAGGACCUGACCCUGGACCAGGCCUAUAGCUAUGCUGUGGAGAAUGCCAAGGACAUCAUCGCCUGUGGCUUUGACAUCAACAAGACUUUCAUAUUCUCUGACCUGGACUACAUGGGGAUGAGCUCAGGUUUCUACAAAAAUGUGGUGAAGAUUCAAAAGCAUGUUACCUUCAACCAAGUGAAAGGCAUUUUCGGCUUCACUGACAGCGACUGCAUUGGGAAGAUCAGUUUUCCUGCCAUCCAGGCUGCUCCCUCCUUCAGCAACUCAUUCCCACAGAUCUUCCGAGACAGGACAGACAUCCAGUGCCUUAUCCCAUGUGCCAUCGACCAGGAUCCUUACUUUAGAAUGACAAGGGACGUCGCCCCCAGGAUCGGCUAUCCUAAACCAGCCCUGCUGCACUCCACCUUCUUCCCCGCCCUGCAGGGCGCCCAGACCAAAAUGAGUGCCAGCGACCCCAACUCCUCCAUCUUCCUCACCGACACGGCCAAGCAGAUCAAAACCAAGGUCAAUAAGCAUGCGUUUUCUGGAGGGAGAGACACCAUCGAGGAGCACAGGCAGUUUGGGGGCAACUGUGAUGUGGACGUGUCUUUCAUGUACCUGACCUUCUUCCUCGAGGAUGAUGACAAGCUCGAGCAGAUCAGGAAGGAUUACACCAGCGGAGCCAUGCUCACCGGUGAGCUCAAGAAGGCACUCAUAGAGGUUCUGCAACCCCUGAUAGCAGAGCACCAGGCCCGGCGCAAGGAGGUCACAGACGAGAUAGUGAAAGAGUUCAUGACUCCCCGGAAGCUGUCCUUCGACUUUCAGUAGCACUCGUUUUACAUAUGCUUAUAAAAGAAGUGAUGAAUCAAUAAUCCCAGCCCAGUCAAAGCACCGCCACCCGUAGGCUUCUGUCUCAUGGUAAUUACUGGGACUGGUCUCUGUAAGCCUGUGUAUGUUAUCAAUACUGUUUCUUCCUGUGAGUUCCAUUAUUUCUAUCUCUUAUGGGCAAAGCACUGUGGGUAAUUGGUGCUGGCUGACAUUGCAUGGUCAGAUAGAGAAGUCCAGCUGUGAGUCUCUCCCCAAAGCAGCCCUAGAGUGGAGCCUUUGGCUGGAAGUCCAUGGGCCACCCUGUUCUGGUCCGUGGAGGACUCCAAGGUUUCCAAGUAUACUCUUAAGACCCACUCUGUUUAAAAAUAUGUUUCUAUGUAUGCAUAUAUGGAAUUGAAAUGUCAUUAUUGUAACCUAGAAAGUGCUUUGAAAUAUUGAUGUGGGGAGGUUUAUUGAGCACAAGAUGUAUUUCGGCCCAUGCCCCCUCCCAAAAAGAAAUUGAUAAGUAAAAGCUUUGUUAUACAUUUGACUAAGAAAUCACCCAGCUUUAAAGCUGCUUUUAACAAUGAAGAUUGAACAGAGUUGGGCAAUUUUGAUUAAAGUAAGACUUAGGGGUGAAACUUUCCAGUUUACUGAACUCCAGACCAUGCAUGUAUUCCACUCCAGAAAUCAUGCUCGCUUCCCUUGGCACACCAGUGUUCUCCCGCCAAAUGACCCUAGACCCUCUGUCCUGCAGAGUCAGGGUGGCUUUUCCCCUGACUGUGUCCGAUGCCAAGGAGUCCUGGCCUCUGCAGGUGCUUCAUUUUGACCCUUGGCUGCAGUGGAAGUCAGCACAGAGCAGUGCCCUGGCUGUGUCCCUGGACGGGUGGACUUAGCUAGGGAGAAAGUCGAGGCAGCAGCCCUCGAGGCCCUCACAGGUGUCUAGGCAGGCCUCAUUUCAUCACGCACCAUAUGCAGGCCUGGAAGAGCAAAGCCAAAUCUCAGGGAAGCCCUUGGUUGAUGUAUCUGGGUCUCCUCUGGAGCACUCUGCCCUCCUGUCACCCAGUAGAGUAAAUAAACUUCCUUGCCUCCU